CACCCCACCGCCCGCCGGCACAGCUGUCCGGAUACUGAGGAGCCAGGGGGUCUGCUCAGCCCAGGUGCCCGCCGCACUCAUGACCACCGCGAGCCCCCUGCGCCCGCCCGCCACCCCCUCCCUCCUGGGCGACUUCGGCGACAGCCACAACUGGACGGAGCUGCUGCACUUCCUCAACCAAAGCCUGGCCCUGUGCGAGCUGGACCUGAACGUCGACGUCAAGAGGGUGGUCCUGUUCGUGCUCUACCUGGCCGUGUUCGUGGCCGGCCUGGUGGAGAACCUGCUGGUCCUGUGGGUGGGCUGGCACGGCCGGGGCCGCCCCCGGGGCCCGCUGCAGCUGUACGUGUUGCACAUGGCGCUGGCGGACCUGGGCGUGGUUCUGGUGCUGCCCGUGUGGAUGCUCGAGGUCCUGCUCGACUACACCUGGCUGUGGGGCGGCUUCCUCUGCCGCUUCAGCCACUACUUCUACUUCGCCAACAUGUUCGCCAGCGUCUUCUUCCUGAGCUGCCUGAGCGCCGAGCGCUGCCUCGGCCUGGUGCCGGGCGCCGCCCACCGCGGCCCCUCGCCCCGGGCCCGCCGCGCCGUCUGUGCCGCCGUCUGGCUGCUGGCGGCCGUGGCCCCGCUGCCCGAGGUGGUGCACAUGCACCUGCUGCCGGCCAGCCAGCCCGUCUGCAUCUUCUUGGCCCCCUUCGAGAGCUACGACGCCUGGGCCCUGGCCGUGACCCUGGGCACCGCCUGCCUGGGCUUCCUGCUGCCGCUGGCCGUCGUGGGCGCCUGCAACCUGCUCAGCGCCCGUUGGCUGUGGCGCUCGGGGCAGCCGGGCGCCCGGCCCCAGGCCCUGCUGCUGCUGGCCUACCUGGCCGUCUUCCUGCUGUGCUGGGCGCCCUACCACGCCACCCUCCUGCUGCUCACCCUGCACAGCGCCUACCUGGAUCUGCCCUGCUCCCUAGCUUACCUCCUCUACUUCUUCUACGACGUCAUCGACGUCGUGUCCAUGCUGCACUGCGUCGCCAACCCCGUGCUCUACAACUUCCUCAGCCGCGGCUUCCGGCGCCGCUUCCAAGACGCCGUGGUGCUCUACGUGGCCAAGGCCGGACCCCGGGCCGCCGCCGCCGCCGCCUCCUCCUCCUCCUCCAGCACCCAGCACUCCAUCAUCAUCGCCAGGGAGAUGGAUGCUCCGUCCGGCCCCUCUGCAGGCCUGACCCCGCCCGGUCUGCCGAGCCUCAGCCGGGACCCCUCCUCUAAUGGCCCCGACCCCAUCUCUCCCGGCCCUGUCCCCUCCCUCACCUGCCCGGCUGCAGCCCUGACCCCCUCUCUGGGCUUCAUCCCCGUCCCUGCCCUCGCCCCCUCUGCCCAGCCCUGA
Tachyglossus aculeatus (Australian echidna) is the source of this 1363-nucleotide messenger RNA. RefSeq names its product G protein-coupled receptor 182 (gene ACKR5). The coding region runs from base 80 to 1363 and encodes 427 amino acids. NCBI's taxonomy places the organism in Eukaryota, Metazoa, Chordata, Mammalia, Monotremata, Tachyglossidae. Gene Ontology annotation, molecular function: G protein-coupled receptor activity. Gene Ontology annotation, cellular component: membrane. Gene Ontology annotation, biological process: G protein-coupled receptor signaling pathway. The record is from RefSeq and is a predicted model, not a curated record. The transcript is spliced from 2 exons.